Molecule: messenger RNA, 1776 nt
Organism: Labeo rohita (rohu)
Lineage: Eukaryota; Metazoa; Chordata; Actinopteri; Cypriniformes; Cyprinidae
Gene: slc25a44b
Product: solute carrier family 25 member 44b
Exons: 4
Coding region: 195-1139 (314 amino acids)
Biological process (GO): branched-chain amino acid catabolic process
Cellular component (GO): mitochondrion
Molecular function (GO): branched-chain amino acid transmembrane transporter activity
Source: RefSeq, a predicted model, not a curated record
UUGAGUGACACAGAUGGCGUCAUCACUAUCCCCACCGAUCUCUACCAUGUUCACUACCCGGUGAACGGCUCUAGCUAUUGCUACUGUCCUUCGCUAAACGUACACACCAAUGUCAUCCUAAAUAUGCCAUAUCUCUGAAUCAUCUCUGCUGCACGGAGGCCUAGGACUCAUGCCGGGCGCUACAGGCAGGAAACAUGCAGCAGAAGCGCAACAUUCAGAUCAUAGAAUGGGAGGACUUGGACAAACGCAAGUUCUACUCAUUUGGGGUCUUCAUGACCAUGGCCAUCCGCGCCACGGUCUACCCGGCCACGCUGAUCCGCACCAGGCUGCAGGUUCAGAAGGGGAAAUCUCUCUACACUGGGACCUACGAUGCCUUCUGUAAGAUUUUGAGAGCUGAGGGUCUGAGAGGACUUUACAGGGGCUUUAUGGUGACCACGUUCACACUCAUAUCAGGGCAGGCGUACAUAACCACUUACGAACUGGUAAGAAAAUAUGUCUCCAACUAUUCUAAAGACAAUACGCUGAAGUCACUGGUGGCGGGAGGUUCGGCAUCACUGGUGGCCCAGAGCAUUACUGUUCCGAUAGAUGUCAUAUCGCAGCAGCUCAUGAUGCAGGGCCAAGGGGAGCAUCUGACCCGCUUUAAAGUGAAACCGAAAAUGGGAGCAAAAAACUCUGUUUUUUUCGGCCAGACGAGAGACAUUAUUGGGCAGAUAUUUGCUGUGGAUGGCAUUCGUGGCUUCUAUCGAGGAUAUGUGGCAUCUCUACUCACAUACAUCCCCAACAGUGCCGUUUGGUGGCCGUUUUACCACUUCUAUGCAGAACAGUUGUCUAAGAUGGCUCCCAGCAACUGCCCGCAUCUAGUGCUACAGGCAAUGGCUGGACCUCUUGCAGCUGCCACUGCUUCCACUGUCACCAACCCCAUGGAUGUCAUCAGGGCCCGGGUUCAGGUGGAGGGCAGGACGUCAGUCAUUGAGACCUUUAACCAGCUGAUCAGAGAGGAAGGAUUCUGGGGGAUGACCAAAGGCCUCUCUGCUCGCAUCAUAUCCUCAGCACCCACAGCAAUAGUUAUGGUGGUUGGUUAUGAAACUCUCAAAAAGCUCAGCUUGCGGCCAGAGCUGGUUGACUCUCGACACUGGUAGAACAACAAGAAAAACUUUACAGUGUCUGUCAUCUCCCCUAUGACUUGUUCACUCCACUUAUUUUCCAUUUUUGCCUUUUAAAUCUCCUGCCUUGUGAUGCUUCAGUGUGACAGUGCUGAUUGCUUUUGGGUGAUUCUGAAAUUAUUUUUUUAGAUGGUAACACUGCAGCUUUUGUGCUCUAUGUUGCUGUCUUUCAAUGGGGGAAAAUGCUGCUCAGGUUUGUAAUUGGUGUAAGAGGCACAAAAGUUUUUCUUGAAUGAAUUUUUAACAGGUAUGUGAUCUAACAGAUUGAAUGUUUUAGAAAAAAAGGAUUUUGUGACUUUAAUUUAUUGUUCGUUGUAUAAGUAGUGUUUUAAAUGUCUAGAUUCAUUGAUUUUUCUCUAGGAUAUAAACAGUCUUUCUUUUAAUACAUUUCAUUUGGAAAACUCACUUUAUACAACUGUCCCCACAAUGGCAUUUUAUCAAUAGUAGAAGAGUUUUUAUUGUACUUUAUUAAGUUAAUAUUACUAGGUUUUAUCAUGUGCACCAUGUGAAUGUGUUUUUUGUUGUUUUUGUGGGGUGUUGGGAUGUUUCAAGUUGCCAAAGCUGAAUGGAUAUUCAAGGAAAAUCUGUUGCUGACAAUGAAUAAUGAAAACUC